CCCCUCUUCUCCUCCCACACACACUUUCAAAAUAAACAGAGAGAGAGAGAGAGAGGGUGAACACUUGAAAAGUCUGCUCGAUCUGCUUGCAAUAACACAUAUUGCCUUUUGCCUUUUGUCAAUAUAUUAUCUGAAGCAGACUACUUUCAUAAGCAUCACAAAAAUGGGAGAAGAGAAGAAGGAAGAGGAAAAGAAAGAAGAAAAGAAGGAAGAAGAGAAAAAGGAAGAAAAGAAGGAAGAAGAACCACCGGAGAUUGUACUCAAGGUUGAUAUGCAUUGUGAGGCCUGUGCUAGGAAAGUGGCAAGAGCCUUGAAAGGAUUUGAAGGGGUGGAGGAUGUAACCACAGAUAGCAAGGCCAGUAAAGUGGUGGUGAAAGGAAAGGCAGCAGACCCCAUAAAGGUGUGCGAACGGCUACAAAAGAAAAGUGGCAGAAAGGUUGAGAUAAUUUCACCUUUGCCAAAACCCCCUGAGGAGAACAAGGAAGAAAACAAAGAACAGAAGGAAGAGAAAAAAGAAGAGCCUCCUGCUGUUAUAACAGUCGUACUAAACAUUCGGAUGCAUUGCGAAGCAUGCGCUCAAGGUAUACAGAAGCGAAUCCGGAAAAUUCCAGGUGUUGAAUCAGUGGAAACAGACCUAGCUAAUGAUCAGGUAGUGGUAAAAGGAGUCGUCGACCCGACGAUGCUGGUUGAUUAUGUGUUCAAGAGAACCAGAAAGCAAGCUUCCAUAGUGAAGGAAGAAGAAAAGAAAGAAGAAGAGAAGAAAGAAGUGGAAAAGAAGGAAGAAAAAGAGGGAGACAAGAAAGAUGGUGAAGAAGGCAAUGGAGAGGACGAUAAGAAGGGCGAUAUCAAGCGAAGUGAAUAUUGGCCAUCGAAGCACUUCUUGGAGUAUGCAUAUGCAUAUCCUCCUCAGAUUUUCAGUGAUGAGAACCCCAAUGCUUGCUCUGUUAUGUGACCGAUGCUUGUGCUUCUAUAUAUAUGUUCCUAGGCAUGCUAAUAAUUAAGAAGGAAAAUCAUGGGGUUAUGCCCCCCUUGGCAUCCCAUAGACAGUGUCAUCGAUCGAGUCUUUUGCUCCUUAGGUUUGAACUUUGAAGUAUGUAUCUAUGGACUGCGGACAUCCAUAUCUAAAAGCUCUCUCUGUAAUGAGCUACGUAAGUUGGCCUGUGUUUUUGUAUCUACUAAUUAAUUUAGCAGCACAGAAAGUUGUGCUUUCUGCAUUCAAGCCA
Alnus glutinosa is the source of this 1223-nucleotide messenger RNA. RefSeq names its product heavy metal-associated isoprenylated plant protein 7-like. Gene Ontology annotation, molecular function: metal ion binding. NCBI's taxonomy places the organism in Eukaryota, Viridiplantae, Streptophyta, Magnoliopsida, Fagales, Betulaceae. The transcript is spliced from 5 exons. The record is from RefSeq and is a predicted model, not a curated record. The coding region runs from base 164 to 952 and encodes 262 amino acids.